AUGUCGCAGGUCCACAGCCCGACUUUCCGAGAUCGUCUGCGAUUUCGCGAGAAAGCAGACGACCAGACGACAAUCUGGCUGUUUAGCGGCGAAGAGUUGAACAUUCAGUUUGAGCUCCCAAGUCCCGCUGUCGUGGACAUCGUCGACAUCCGGUACUCAAACGACGGCGAUUACGAUCUGAUCUCCGUCAGUCUGGAUGGCAAGGAGCUAGGCCAGUUCAAGACGAACGCGCACUACGCGUGGGGCGACCUCUGGAACGCCUUCGAGUCUUCUGGUCCCGUGGGAGGUGCCCAGUUCCUCGCCGCGGGACAGCACGAGAUAUCGCUCAAGGUGCUAGACUCGGAUGAGUACGGCCUUGAGGUUGACUACAUCCGGAUCAGCGCACACGGGUCCCGCGUGGAAAAUCUUAGGAACGAGCACUUCCUGUGUUCCCAUACCCCGGGAAAGGCGGAGUCAAAGGCACGGAAAGCAAACUGA
Dreissena polymorpha is the source of this 477-nucleotide messenger RNA. RefSeq lists its product as uncharacterized. The record is from RefSeq and is a predicted model, not a curated record. NCBI's taxonomy places the organism in Eukaryota, Metazoa, Mollusca, Bivalvia, Myida, Dreissenidae. The transcript has a single exon. The coding region runs from base 1 to 477 and encodes 158 amino acids.